Molecule: messenger RNA, 2411 nt
Organism: Salvia splendens (bonfire salvia)
Lineage: Eukaryota; Viridiplantae; Streptophyta; Magnoliopsida; Lamiales; Lamiaceae
Exons: 2
Coding region: 154-2094 (646 amino acids)
Source: RefSeq, a predicted model, not a curated record
GACAAGAGAGACAGAGCAAGACCUCUUCUCCACUCUCUCAAAUUCUGUUAAUUAUCCCAAACCCACUCCCUUAUCCCUCUCUAGAAUCGCAACAAAGACCCAAUUUUUUUCCCAUGAAAGAGGGGGCUUGACGUCAUUCCCCCUCUCCACAUUAUGGCCUUGGUUCCAUACGAUUCAGAAUCCAAAUCAAAAUCCAACACCUUCUGUCCUCCCUGGCAGGAAAUGUUCCGAUCCGCCUCAAUCAGAAAACCCGAUACCAAUUCGCCGUCUCCUGCGGCGGCGGCGCAGCCUCCGCCUGACGACGGCGACGCCAAUUCCCUCUCCAGUGAUCCCCAGGUGCGCCUCGCUCUCUACAUCGCCAUGGCCCACGCCGGCCUCACCUUCACCAUCUUCCUCGUUUUCGGAGUCGGCAAGCUCCUCGAGAAUUUCCUGCGCCCCAUUUUGUGGGCCGUGCUCUGCUCGAUCCCUCUCCGAGGAAUUCAGGAAGCCCUCUUCGGAUUCUGGGCUGAGCCCUUGAAAUUGGGGCUAACCGAGACCACGCUAGCAAUCCCCGUCGCCAUUUUCAGGGUCUUCUUCGGAACCCUAGUUGAGAUCAAGGAAUUGUUUUUGGGAGUUGCGCGUAGGAAGAAGAAGGCUGCUACUCCAAUGCGGAGGAAGCAGAGCGCUUUCUACAAGCUUGUGCGGUGGCUGGUUUCAUUUUGGUUGUUUGUGAUGGCGUAUGAAGUGAUUGGUGGGAUUGGGUCGGUUUCGCUUGUGGCUUUGGGUUUCAUGUUUACUACUAAUGCUGUGGAUGCCACUAUGAGUAAAGUCUCUACCUUUAGGAGCAAGAGCUUCCGUAGGCUGCCGGUGAGUGCGUUUUUCACGAGGGUUAUAUUGUCACGGUUGAAGACUUUUAUUGCUAUUGGUUUGAUUGUUGCUAUGAUUGUUGGCUCUUUAGCUGGGAUUAUCUUCUUCUCUUACAAGAUUGGGUUGGAGGGGAAAGAUGCUGUUUUUGCUCUCAAGUCUCAUGUGGAGGAGAGCAACUAUGCUGAGAGGAUUGGUGUGAAGAAAUGGAUGGAUGAUAAUGAUGUUCCCGGAAUGGUGGAUAUGUAUUCGACCAAGCUCUACGAGACUGUGUCGGAUCAGAUUGAUUCCUUGGCAAUGCAGUACAACAUGACUGAAUUCGUCAUUGGGAUCAAGCAGUUUGUGAUCACGCCAUCAGGAAACGCUUCCACCAAGUCCACGGCUUUGAUGAGUCCUUCCCCUUAUGCUGAGAGGUUCUUGAGCUUGAAACAGAGAAUGAGGGAGCGGCAUUGGGGGCAGAUAUACGCCGAAGUGGACUCCCUGUUUCGAGAAGUUUUGAUCACGAGGGAAGAUUUGGUGGAGAAGGCGAAGGGGUUUGCUUCUCAGGGGAUGAAUGUGAUGCAGAGUGUGUUAGUCAGUAGCACGUCUGUUCUAGGUGGAAGCGCUAAGCUAGUGUUCUUGGUUGGGAGCUCCAUUCUCUCCGGUGCCGCAGGGCUGCUCAACUUUGUUUCACAAUCCAUGGUGUUUUUUUGGGUGUUGUAUUAUCUGAUCACAUCGGAGUCUGGUGGAGUUACCGAGCAAGUGAUAUAUAUGUUCCCCAUCACACCUUCUGCAAGAGACCGGUGUGUUGAAGUGCUGAAUAAGGCCAUCUCGGGAGUUCUGUUAGCAACCGUUGAGAUUGCCUUCUAUCAAGGAUGCCUGACUUGGCUUCUCUUCAGAUUAUUCUCAAUACACUUUUUGUAUAUGUCAACUGUAAUGGCGUUUGUGAGCUGUUUGCUGCCUCUGUUUCCCCAUUGGAUCUCGACAAUACCAGCAACGCUGCAGUUGGUGUUCGAGGGAAGAUAUUUAUUGGCAAUCACGUUGUUCAUCAUUCAUCUUGCGCUUGUGGAGUAUGGAACUAUAGAGAUACAGGAGGAUAUUCCUGGUCAUAGUGCUUAUCUUACGGGUCUCAGCAUCAUCGGUGGGAUGACAUUGUUCGACUCUGCAUUGGAGGGAGCAAUAAUGGGGCCACUGAUCACUACAGUUGUAAUAGCUCUGAAAAAUUUGUAUGUUGAGUUUGUAUUGGAAGGACAAAAGGAGGAAAGUAAAUAGGAAUUGGUGUGGUCUGAUCUGUUUGGAAUGUUAAAUCGGCCUGUAAUGAGUUGGUGUAUGGGUUGUGCGCACAACUCUGCUUCUCAAUAACCGAAAUGUGCAGAUACCGCACCGCCAUGAGUUGUGUGGAAAGGUGUUUUGAGUUGCGUGGGGUCGAGUUGUUCUAUAUGAAGAUGGUGCUGAAGUUUGCACGACCAAAUUUGAUGCCGUCGUUCGUGUUAGUAUAUAGCUUUGUGAGUAAUACAUACACGUGUCCAGAAUUGUGUUAUCACAAAAGUACAUCUGCAAAUUGAUUGAUAUUUAUCUUUUUUCCUUGA